AUGGCUCAGCAAUAUAAGCUUCCGUUCGAGCUGGACAACCCCGACUUGCUCCAUUUCGACUCCUAUGUCGGUAAUUCCUGGGUCACAGCGAAGAGCGGUGCACGAUUCGAAGUCAUCGAUCCCGGUACGGAUCUCCCCUGGGCAAGCUGCCCUACAAACUCGGCCGAAGACGUCGAUUCCGCCGUACAAAUUGCCCACGACGCCUUCGAGAAGUUCAAAAAAGUCAACCCUCGCCAACGUGCCCAAUGGCUUUUGAAAUGGGACACGCUCAUCCGCGAGGCCAGGACCGACUUGGCCAAGAUCCUGACUCACGAGACGGGCAAGCCUAUUGCCGAGUCUUAUGGUGAGAUUGACUACGCAACUGGCUUUACCUGGUGGUUCGCCGGGGAGGCAGAGCGUAUACAUGGAACGAUUGCUGUCCCUGCUGCCCCCAACCGGCGCGUCUUCACCGUUAAGCAACCCAUCGGUGUCGCUGCGGCUCUUGUCCCCUGGAACUUCCCCAUUGCCAUGGUUCUACGCAAGGCCGGUGCAGCUCUGGCUGCUGGGUGCACGAUGAUUGUCAAGCCCAGUCCCGAGACUCCCCUUACAGCCUUGGUGUUGGCCCAUCUGGCCCAGAAGGCCGGGUUUCCCGCCGGUGUAUUCAAUGUGCUUACGACAGACCUGGAGAACACGCCCCCGCUCAGCGAAGCUCUGUGCAAGCAUCCGCUAGUAAAGAAGGUUACGUUCACUGGCUCAACCCGCAUCGGUAAACUGAUUGCCUCUCACUGCGCGCACGGCCUGAAGAAGGUCACACUAGAGCUGGGCGGCAACUGCCCAUUCCUUGUCUUCGACGAUGCAGACCUCAAUCAGGCAUUGGACCAGCUGAUGGCUCUCAAAUGGCGUCAUGCAGGACAGGCCUGUAUCACCGCGAAUCGGGUAUACGUGCAGGCUGGCGUCUACGACAAGUUCGCGGAGAUGCUCAAGGAGCGCACGGCCAAACUUAAGAUCGGCCAUGGUGCAAGCGAAGGCACAACGUUGGGUCCCCUCACAACCCCGCGCAGUAUCGACAAGGCGAUUAGCCAGGUUGAAGAUGCACGACAGCUAGGCGCGGAGGUUAUUCUUGGCGGAAAUCGUGUCGAGGGGACGAAGGGGUACUUCUUUGAGCCGACGAUCUUGAAGAAUAUGACCAAGGACAUGUUGGUGUCGCGCGAGGAGUCCUUUGCUCCCAUCGCGGCCCUCUACAAAUUCGAGACGGAGGAUGAAGCCGUCAAGCUGGCUAACGACACUAGCAUGGGUCUGGCAAGUUAUGCCUUUUCCAAGAAUAUCGAUCGCAUGUGGCGACUGCUGGAAAAUCUGGACGCCGGUAUGAUUGGCAUGAACACAGGGAACUCGUCGGCGGCCGAGUCGCCGUUCGGAGGAAUCAAGGAAUCAGGAUACGGAAAGGAGAGUGGAAAGGAAGUGGCUGUGAACGAGUACUUGAUUACCAAGACUGGAACUUUGACAAUUGAUGGGCAAUAUUGA
Messenger RNA from Aspergillus mulundensis, 1500 nucleotides. Its product is annotated as NAD-dependent succinate-semialdehyde dehydrogenase. NCBI's taxonomy places the organism in Eukaryota, Fungi, Ascomycota, Eurotiomycetes, Eurotiales, Aspergillaceae. Bases 1 to 1500 code for a protein of 499 amino acids. The record is from RefSeq and is a predicted model, not a curated record. Gene Ontology annotation, molecular function: succinate-semialdehyde dehydrogenase (NAD+) activity. The transcript has 3 exons.